Messenger RNA from Lactuca virosa, 264 nucleotides. NCBI's taxonomy places the organism in Eukaryota, Viridiplantae, Streptophyta, Magnoliopsida, Asterales, Asteraceae. The record is from the annotation of a GenBank genome assembly.
AUGGAUUUGUCAUUUGCCAACGAGUUUGAUGAUAUAGACGAGAUCAAUGAAGACGACGACAUCAAUGAAUGGGAAACUGCAUCAGUCGAUGAUGAAUCAUUGUCAAGUGAGGAUGAAAUUUGUUCGACUGAUAAUUAUAAUCUCGCAUUCGAAAAAGUCGACAUGAUGGAUCACCACAAUGAACGUGAGUUCACAUUUCCUGAGAAUUUUCAUGAAACAAUUGAACUUCCUGAAAUUGAAUCAUGUAAAGAGAGAAAAAGAUGA